Sus scrofa (pig) is the source of this 5752-nucleotide messenger RNA. NCBI's taxonomy places the organism in Eukaryota, Metazoa, Chordata, Mammalia, Artiodactyla, Suidae. The record is from RefSeq and is a predicted model, not a curated record.
ACACAGAGAGAACGGCGGUGGCGGGAGCGCGCGAGGGGACGUCCUGCCCUUUGCGUCCUGGUACUUCUGCGAACUUGUGGGCGUCCUGCUCCUCCAAAAAGCUCUGGGGCCUAGGAGCUGGAGAACAGACCACAAUGAGCUGUAUGACAAAGAAUCUGCAGGAGGUCCUCAAGCUCCUAGGCAAGAGUUCGUGUUUUGACAGAAUUUUGGAAAAGGUAUUGGAUGCGAAGCUACGGUUUCUAAUGAAGAGAAAGCACCUUGCGUAGUUCGUGGUGAGCGCUGGAUAAAUUGUCUCUGGUAGAUUCUUUUGGCCUGCGUCCCGAAACUGACCUUAGUAGUAAUGAUUUCUAUUGUAAUGGAGCACAGUUAUGUGCUAGGUGUGCCUCCAUUGAUCUGUCAGUCUUUAAAAACAAAAAGAUGACUGUUGUCUCUGCUGUCCCUGGGAAAGUGAUCUGUGAAAUGAAAGUAGAGGAAGAGCAUACCAAUAAAAUGGGCACUCUCCAUGGUGGCAUGACAGCCACCUUAGUGGAUUGUGUAUCCACAUAUGCUCUGCUAUGCACAGAAAGGGGAGCACCUGGAGUUAGUGUGGACAUGAACAUAACGUACAUGUCACCUGCUAAAAUGGGAGAAGAUAUACUGAUUACAGCGCAUAUUCUGAAACAAGGAAAAACACUUGCAUUUGCCUCUGUGGAUCUGACAAACAAGGUCACGGGGAAAUUAAUAGCACAAGGCAGACACACAAAACACCUGGGAACAGCCUAAAGAAACCCAACAAUGAAUGUCCAGAGUAAAUAUGACUUGAAUACAAUUUUCAAAAUAAAUUAGCACAAUCAAAAAAUAGGUAAGAAUUAUUUGGGGAAAAAUGUCAUAGAAGUCAAGUGGAACAUAGGAGAGGGUUGUCUGUAUUCUUUCAUUUUAAGCCUCUUUAGCUUUCAUUUGUAAUCAUACACCAUACUUGGAUGAGAACAUUCUUAGCUCAAGGUGUUUGAAAACAAGUAAAGCAAAGCUAGCAGGGCUAUUUUGAGAUGAGAUUACCUUAAAACUAAAAUCCAGUAUUAAGCAAAAGGAGAAAUCUAAAUUAAUGAUUAAUCCUUACAGACUCUUUUAAGUUCUUCUCAACUCUUUUUUUUUUUUGUUUUGGGGCCACAGGUUCCCAGGCUAGGGGUCAAAUCACAGCUGUGGCAGUCAGCCUAUACCACAGCCACAGCCACACAGGAUCUGAGCCCCAUCUGCGACCUACACCACAGCUCACAGCAGCACCACAUCCUUAACUCACUGAGCAGAUCCUUAACCAGGGAUCAAACCUGCAACCUUAUGGUUCCUAGUCGGAUUCGUUGCCACUGCACCAUGACGGGAACUCUGCCAUACUACGUAUUUUUAAACCCAAUUUCAAGAUUGUGGAACUUCAAAAUGGAGGAACCAUAGGCCCACUGGAGAAUAAGAGAGUAAUUCUCAACAAAGUUUGAGGCAAAGUACAUUUGUGAUAAAUAGUCCUGUGGGUGUGCUACUUUUUCCUGAUAGAGAAUUUAUUAUAGGACUUGCAUAUUUUAUAGUGGUGGUGAGACAGAGCAUUCUGUUAGCCCCUUUCUAAUACUGAGGAUAAAUAAAACCACAAAGGUCGUGAAUCUCCUAGUCUACAGUACUUCAUCUACAGACCAAGUUCACGAGGUGUUUCGUCCCUUUCCCAGAGUUCUACGACUGUGGCAUUUGUAGUAUUCGACUUCUGCAUCAGGUGGUCUUCAAGAACAUGACUGACAAUCGGAAGAAAGGAAGCAACAAUAAGUUUGGAAACACAGCAUUUAAAGGUUGAUUACCCUUUGGUUGUAUUAGAAUAUAUAUUGAUCCAUCUGCUGAAAGAACAGCCUUCACAGUAGCAGUGAGCACACAGGAAACCCAGGUCAAAUAUAUGCCAAUAAAAGUAGCUUGGGCUCCUUAAACAGGUGAUUUCAGAGCUGGGGGCUGGGAUAGGGAAGCUAGAAGAUGAACAUACCUUGUGCUUCAAAGUAAGGGAGUACUCAAGAAAAUGAUGAGAGGCAUGAAAAUUAUGCAGCAUUGAAAAAAAAGGAAUUGAGCCCAUACUGUUUAAUAAUGGCAGGGACAGAAGGGCUCUUCCUUCUAAGAGUGCUGAUAGGACUUCCCUGGUGGCCUAGUAGUUACGGAUUUGGCAUUGUCACUGCUAUGCCUUGGGCUCUAUCAAUGGCCUAGGGAACUCCUGCAUGCCAUAGGCGCUCCCCACCCCACCCCUCCAAAAAAGAAUGCUGAUAAAUAUUUAGGACUAGAUACAAAAAACCAACUAUAGGAGUUCCCAUUGUGGCGCAGUGGCGCAAAUCCAACUAGAAAUCAUGAGGUUGCAGGUUCAGUCCCUGGCUUCACUCCUGCGUUGCUGUGAGCUGUGGAGUAGGUUGCAGACACAGCUCAGAUCCAGCAUUGCUGUGGCUGUGGUGUAGGCUGGUAGCCGCAGUUCCAAUUCGACCCCUAGCCUGGAAACCUCCAUGUGCCGUGGGUGCAGCCCUAAAAAAACAAAAAAAAGCAGCUAUAAAGUAGGACACUACCUUGAUCAAUCAAAAUUAACAAGAACGAACAUACCAACAGUGGAUAUUCAUUUGAGGAGAUGGGGUAAGGUCAAUGGGCAUUGGCCAGAAUACAAAAUCCAAAUCAAACCAUGAAGGAUCACUCAAAUGUGAAACAAGGAUACCUUGUUUUUAAAAAAAUUGACUUCCCUUCAAAAAUGUCAAGCCUGAGGAAUUGUCCCAAUUUGGAGACUGACAUGUGAAAACUAAAUGCGAUGAUCCCGUACUGACUAUAGGGGGGACAGAAAAACAUGACCAGGAGUUCCUGUUAUGGUUCAGCAGGUUAAGGACCUGAUGUCUCUGUUUGAUCCCUGAUCUCACUCUGUGGGUUAAGGAUCCAGUAUUGCCCCAAGCUGUGGUGAAGGUCACAGAUGCAACUGGGAUUUAUUUAACCCCUGGCCCGAAACUUCCAUGUGCCACAGGUGCAGCCGUUUAAAAGAAAACAAAAACCACUGCCAAACAUAUUACAACAAUCAACAAAACUGGAACAUGGAUUAUAGAUUAAAUGAAUGUUACAUCUGAGUUUGAUAAUUUCACUGUGGUAAUAUAAGAAUAUCCUUGUACUUGGGACAUGCCAAAAUACCAAGGCAAAAGGACCAAGAUACACACACCAGGAGUUCCCAUUGGUGGCUCAGUGGAUUAAGAACCCAACAUAGUGUCCCAGAGGAUGUAGGUUUGAUCUUUGGCCUUGUUCAGUGGGUUAAGGACCUGGUGUUGCCAUGAGCUGUGGUGUAAGUCACAGUUGCAGUUCGGAUCUGGUAUUACUGUGGCUGUGGUGUAGACCAGCAGCUGCAGCUCCAAUUUGAUCCCUAGCCUGGCAACUUCCAUAUGCCAUGGAUGUGGCCAAAAAGAUAUAUGCACCAAACUCUCAAAUGAUACAGAAAAUAUUUACAUAUAUGUGGAGAAAGACAGGAAAAAAUCAACUAUACUUCAAUAAGUUUUUUAAAAAAAACUACAAAAAGGGAAACAACUGUGGCAAAACAUCAAGGAGUUACUUUGUGGGUAAAGGUUACAAGGAGUAUUCAGUAUUACUCUUAAAACUUUUUCUAAUUUAUUCUAAAGUAAUCUUUUUUUAGAGUUCCUUGCUGUGGCUCAGGUUCGAUCUGUGGCCCAGGAAUUAGUACAUGUUGUGGGCACGGCCAAAAUAUAAAAACUUUUCACUCUACAGAGCCAGAAAGCCAUGUUUUAAAUUUGGGCAAGUUCCUAAAACCUCUACAUCUAGGUUCCACUCGGGGUUAAGAGUUUAGAAUAGCACCUAGCUGUGAGAAACGAAGUGUACUUUUUUUUUUUUUUUUAGGGCCACAGCCUUGGCAUACGGAGGUUCCCAGGCUAGGGAUCUAUUCGGAGCUGUAGCCGCUGGCCUACACCAGAGCCACAGCAAUACAUGAGCCACAUCUAUGACCUACACCAGCUCACAGCAACACCGUGAUCCUUACUGAGCGAGGCCAGGGAUCGAACCCGCCAUCUUAUGGUUCCUAGUCGGAUUUGUUAACCACUGCGCCACAACGGGAACUCCCCUGAAGUGUUAUUUCCAAAUCAUCAGAAAGGAUUUUUUUUUGUUUAUUUAAAGCCGCACCUGUGGCAUAUGUUGGUUCCCAGGCUAGGGGUCUAAUCCGAGCUACAGCUGCUGGCCUAUACCACAGCCACAGCCAUGCCAGAUCCAAACCACGUCUAUGACCCACACCAUAGCUCACAGCAAUGCUGGAUCUUUAAUCCAUUGAGCGAGGCCCAGGAAUCAAACCAGCAACCUCAUGGCUCCCAAUGAGAUUCUUUUCCACUGUGCCACGACGGGAACUCCAGAAAGCAUUUUGAAAUUAUUUUUUCUUUUUCAUGACAACAGGCAUAAGGCCAGAAUUACAACUGUUUAAAAGCUGACAAAAAGGCCUGAUUCCCAUUCUUACUGAAAUUACAAACCCAACUGUUGGUUUUUCUGACUUUACCAUUUAGCCAGGGGCUGUAAAUCCUCCUAAAGUUAUCAAUAACACAUACCCAAGGGACUUAAGAAGAAAAGUUAACACUUUUGAGUUUUGUGUAUUCACCUGAAUAGUCAGGUAACUUUCACCUAUUUUAUUUAGGUUUUCAUUUAUUCAAAUUCCAACCAGAAGCUAAAUACAAUUGGAAACCAGUAAGCACUAAGUUUUACUCCAAAGGAGUAGGAUCAUUCAGAUUUACUCCAAUAAAAGUAUGCAACCCUUAAGCAAAGCUUUUCUUCAUUUAAAAGAGAAAAAAACCCAAAGACCCCCCCCAAAAAAACCUAUACAGUAGUCUUUCCUUAUGUUCAUUGCACAAAAUGAGUUCUGCUUUUAGAACUUUGACACUCAAUGUUUUUUUCUUUUCUUUUUUGUAUUUAUGCAAUUUAAGAUACCAACUUCUCUACUUCAACAGAACCUCAUAAGUUUUCCUUUAGGAUGGUGUAAAAACCAGUAUUUCUGCACAAUUCACUGGAAUUUUUUUCUCUGUAAUAAAAAUCUCUUCUUUUUAAAACCAAAAAACAAAACAAAAACCAAAAGGAAGGUCCUCUACCUCUCCUGGUUUUUGCAGCUAUGAAUAUACUUCUGUUUUAUAGCUGCUUAUAGCUACUUCAGACUCCAGAUCUGCUUUAAUGUGUUUAACUGUAUCCACACUCAGCAGAAUACUCUUAUAACAGCAACUUGGGCAAAGAGAUCUGGAAAUAAAAUACAUAUAUUUAUGAGUACCAGGAAACAACAUGGCCCAGGAAUACAUGAGGCAAGAAUGCCUACAAUGAGAUGCUUUUUUCCUCUAAGAUUUCUUUCCCACAGUUCUAUUUCCUUCUCUCUUUUUUAAACAACCACUUCUGGUCAUUAGAAUGAAUCUGACAGUGCUCUGGAACAACGGUGAUUAUAGCAAAGCUAUUAAGUUUUUAAAAUGUUAUUUAUACCUGUUACAUUCACUUCUCACCCUCCAAAUACUGAUGACAGAUAUAUCAAAGCGGCAAAAGCCAGCACAAAUGGAAAGACCAUCAAAAAUGAGUAUCACCUUGUGCUUUCAGAUACAUUUAAGCAUUUCAGUGUACAAUAGUCCUUUCAUUUCACAUUUUUAGUAAGAUGCUGAUGCAGUGCAGCAAAUAUGCAGAGCAUCUUCUUUCACACAGUCCAUGCAGAAGACACCUAAUUUCUUUAAGUUCUGAGAUACAAAUGAAAAGAAAAAAAAAAAAAAAAAAA